AUCGGCUAUAAAAAGAUGAGAGCCGAUGUUGUGCGCGCAGAUAGAAAUCGGCCUUACCGGUCGGUCAGCGAGCAGCACUUUUGGAAGGCCCGGAGCAAAGCGAUCGCCGCCGACCACUUCAAGAGGACUGAGGGAGACCACCAUGAAGGCGACGUGCGUGUUCCUGCUGGUCUCGCUCUUGGUCUGCGACUGGGGGACGACGUGCCGGGCGCGCGGCGUCUUCGCCGAGGACGCGCCGGACCCGGCGGCCGCCGACGACCUCCUCCUGCGGAGAGCCGAGAGCCUCCUGCUGCGGUCCAUCCUGAGGAAGAUGCGAGCCGAAGACCGCGACACUGAAGGACCCUCGCCCCAGACGGAAUGGGUGACAAAGCGGCAGCAUCCGGGCAAGAGGUACCGCGAGGAUUUGGACCAAGAAGAUGAGGCCGAUGGGGAGUUCUUGCCCGGUGUCGAAAGGAGGCAGCACCCGGGCAGGCGCGCCACGACCGGGCACCUUUCCGACCUCCCCGCGAUCGUCGCGCAGGGCGAGCUUGCCAAGCGGCAGCACCCGGGGAAGCGCGACUCGGCGCUGCGCGGCCGGCGGCAGCAUCCCGGUAAGCGACAACCGGAGGAGGAGGAGGAGGAGGAGGACGACGACGACGACGACGACGACGAGGAGGAGGAGGAGGAGGACCGGGGAGAUGGGGACCUCCCGGAACUGGAUAAACGCCAGCACCCCGGCAAGCGCCUUUGGGAUCGCCCGCAAGUGGCCACGACGAGUCCAUGCGAAGACGUCUCGGACCUUGUGACGUGUGCCGAAAGCAACCUGCUGCUGCUGCAGUUUUUAGACGACAUCGACAAGAGGCAACACCCGGGCAAAAGGUUCGCGCCGGCGGACGACGACGUUUUCGAGGACUGAGCGGGAGAACGCGUUAGGUCAGAGCCAAAUUCGUUCCGUUGUAAACAUAACUGUGUGAUUACUCGUCAUUAAAAUGAACUUUGAAAAAAAAGAUACAUUGAUUUAGUGUGCAUGAGUAAAAGAAA
Molecule: messenger RNA, 1020 nt
Organism: Syngnathoides biaculeatus (alligator pipefish)
Lineage: Eukaryota; Metazoa; Chordata; Actinopteri; Syngnathiformes; Syngnathidae
Gene: trh
Product: thyrotropin-releasing hormone
Exons: 3
Coding region: 26-895 (289 amino acids)
Biological process (GO): hormone-mediated signaling pathway
Cellular component (GO): extracellular region
Molecular function (GO): thyrotropin-releasing hormone activity
Source: RefSeq, a predicted model, not a curated record